AUCUCCUAUCACACUCACACUCUUUCUUUCUCUUUCUAUCUCCUAAGCACGUGACUUACACCAUCCCACCACUUUCUCUCUCCUCUUCAAUCCAUUUCAUUUUCAGUCACGCCAUCGCAAUCCCUCUUUAUACUUUUCAAUUUCUCAUCCCUUUUUCCAUCAGUUCAUUUCAUCCUAUUUUUCAAAUCAAAUCAAAUCAAAUCAAAUACCCAUUAACAAAUCUCGUAGCAACAAUAAAAACCCUCAAUUUGAUUUGCGACGUUUUUCUUCAACUGUACCAGAGGAUUAGAUGGUUGUUGAUCAUAUAGCUGUAUGAAUUUUUUGUUACUGCACUAUACUUGAGAUUCUAAUGCUGUACUCGGUUUCCCAGAUUCAAUUUGUUUGAUCCGCUGGUGGGCUGUGCAGCCCCAAGGUCUUGGGAAGCAAACAACUUGAGCAAAUGAUUUUUUGUUGCAAUACCCCAUCUGGAUGGAAAAGGACUUUUAUGGGGUAAAAGUUGGGGGCGAAAUGUUAUUACAUUGCAAAUAUUCAACAGCAUGGAGGAGAAACAUGGUGAUAUAGGGCAAGCAGAACAGGAGCCUUCUAAUUCUAGCUGGUGGGCUUCAGAUUUUGCGGAAAGUUUUGGAUCAGUUUCUUUGACUUCGCAAGAGGAAAGAUUGAAUCGCAAGGAAGCCAUUAGACACAGUGAGCAGGAUGAGCUGUCCUCUGAGACAGCAUCACAUGUUCUAUGGAGCACUGGAGUGCUUUCUGAACCUAUUCCGAAUGGCUUUUAUUCUGUUGUUCAGGAUAAGAAGCUUAUGGAGAUGUUUGAUCGUCUUCCUACGCUUGAUGAGCUUUCUACUUUGGAAGCUGAUGGCCUUAGGGCCGAAAUUAUUCUUGUAGAUGCCCAGAGGGAUAAAAAACUUCAUAUGUUGAAGCAACUUAUCACAGCUUUAGUGAAAGGAUUAAACUCUAAUCCGGCCGCUGUUAUAAAAAAAAUUGCUGUAUUGGUUUCUGAUCUUUACAAACGCUCUACAACGGAUUCCAGCCCUGUAAAAUCUCUACUAGAUGAAGCUUCUCAAGGUUCAAUGGCUCGUGGGGUUCAGUUGCUAGGACAAAUUAAAAAUGGUUCUUGUCGUCCUCGUGCAAUUUUGUUUAAAGUUCUGGCGGAUACUGUAGGUUUAGAGAGUAAGCUUAUGGUGGGAUUGCCCAAUGAUGAAAGAAUAGAGUGUGCAGAUUCUUUUAAGCACAUGUCUGUGGUAGUAGUUUUGAAUUCAAUGGAGCUUUUGGUUGAUCUCAUGAAGUUUCCUGGUCAACUGAUACCUCGAUCCACCAGGGCCAUUUUCUUAACCCAUAUUUCAGCUGCAGGGGAGAGUGACUCUGCAGAAAAUGAUUCUUGUGACUCUCCACUUGAGCCCAACAGUCCUAUGUGUGGAUUUUCGGAAAGAGUUGAUCAAGAUAGUGCAGAGAAAGAUAAUAUUGGUCCAUUUGCGAGGAGAUUUGAUAUAAAUGUUCCUGGUCCUUCAUUGCAGAACAGAAUUCUUAGGUCAGCCUCUAGUGUUGAAAGCAGAUUGAGUGAACCAAACAUUGCGGCAGCAUUUUGGAGACGGAGUCGGAGAAAGGUCAUUGCUGAACCGCGGACUGCCAGUUCAAGUCCUGAGCAUCCUUCACUUCGUGCACGUGGUCGAUCCAUGCUUGGCGCCGGCGGUGAAAGAAAAUCUUUGAGAGAUUAUGCUCAUGAUACUGGUUCAUCAAGAUCAGUUGGUGCAGCAACAUCGGAAGCUCGUAGGUUGCGACGAAGGAGCAUUAGCAUCACUCCAGAGAUUGGUGACGACAUUGUGAGGGCUGUACGAGUGAUGAAUGAGACAUUGAAGCAGAAUCGAAUUUUGAGAGAGCGUGGUGAAGAUGUGUCUCUUCCCACUUCACCAAACAAUAGAAAUACCAGUGGCAAUCCCGAGACAGAUGUAUCUGAUUUACGUCUUCGUAGUCGAGAUGAAAUAUCUGGAACGAGAUCUGCUUUAUAUGCUUUGCACGGGGAACAAAGUUCUCAAAAGGCUAUAUCAUUGCCUUCCUCUCCUCAUCAGUAUAGGAGCCGGACUCCAGAGAGGAACAGAACUUCGGGACAAGCUCCAAGUGAUGAAAUGGUGUCAACAUGGAACAAGAUCUUAGAAACACGCAUGUAUCAUGACAAGUCUCUGCUUCCUUAUGAAGAAUGGAAUAUUGAUUAUUCCGAGUUGACUGAAGGAACACGUGUUGGGAUUGGCUUCUUUGGGGAGGUUUUCCGAGGAAUAUGGAACGGGACUGAUGUUGCCAUCAAAGUGUUUCUGGAGCAGGGUCUGACUUCUGAAAACAUGGAGGACUUCUGCAACGAAGUAGCGAUUCUUAGUCGCCUACGACACCCAAAUGUAAUUUUAUUCCUUGGUGCUUGCACACAACCACCACGCUUAUCAAUGGUCACAGAAUACAUGGAAAUGGGCUCUUUGUACUAUUUGAUCCACUUGAGUGGUCAAAAGAAGAAGGUUAGCUGGAGGAGAAGAUUGAAAAUGUUGCGCGAUAUAUGCAGAGGUUUGAUGUGCAUACACCGGAUGAAGAUUGUCCAUCGUGAUCUGAAGAGUGCUAAUUGUCUCGUGAACAAGCAUUGGACAGUGAAAAUAUGUGACUUUGGGUUGUCAAGGAUUAUGACAGAGUCACCUAUGAAAGACUCUUCAUCUGCUGGAACUCCUGAAUGGAUGGCUCCUGAACUCAUCCGUAAUGAGCCCUUCACUGAGAAGUGCGACAUUUUUAGCCUUGGGGUCAUUAUGUGGGAGCUUUGUACUCUGACCAGGCCAUGGGAAGGUGUACCACCCGAUCGGGUGGUUUGUGCUGUUGCAAACGAGGGUUCACGUUUAGAACUUCCCGAAGGACCUCUUGGCCAACUCAUUGCAGAUUGCUGGGCAGAACCGCAUGAACGGCCAAACUGUGAGGACAUACUUUCCCGCUUGCAUGAUUGUGAAUAUGCACUCUGCUAAGUGCUAAUCCACGUUCUUGUAUACCUGAAAGAUCGUAGUAGAGUUGUCACCUUCGUUAUCAUGUUUCCGCCUUUCGGCCCUUGUUUGUUUUAAACUCAAUCAGUAGAUCAUAUUUCAAAUUUUGAAAUGGAGAAAAAAAGUUCACAGUUUGAUAUUAUAUGCAAAAAGAAUGAACAUUUUGAGGAA
This is a messenger RNA of Amaranthus tricolor (Joseph's coat), 3173 nucleotides long. RefSeq names its product serine/threonine-protein kinase EDR1-like. The transcript is spliced from 17 exons. The record is from RefSeq and is a predicted model, not a curated record. The coding region runs from base 537 to 2987 and encodes 816 amino acids. Gene Ontology annotation, molecular function: protein kinase activity; ATP binding. Gene Ontology annotation, biological process: protein phosphorylation. NCBI's taxonomy places the organism in Eukaryota, Viridiplantae, Streptophyta, Magnoliopsida, Caryophyllales, Amaranthaceae.